Messenger RNA from Rotaria socialis, 300 nucleotides. Lineage: Eukaryota; Metazoa; Rotifera; Eurotatoria; Philodinida; Philodinidae. The record is from the annotation of a GenBank genome assembly.
AUGUUCGACGUGUCGCCAUCUCGGCAAGAUAAUUACUUAUGUACAAAUCGAGACAUUGGGUUGUCAUGGAGAAAUUACCCUCACUAUUGCAAUUCAAAUCUAAAAUAUGUGUACACUCCAGACUAUGUUAAUGCAAGUUGGAGUGAUAAUGCGUUGUGCCUUCCAUUAGAGUCAAAGAUGGAACUUAUAUCGCCACCUUGUGGCCUAUUACCACCAAUGUCAUGCGUUCAUUUAUUUGAUUCUUCAAAAACGGCUGCCCUCAAUGAUAAUUUUGUGUGUUGGAAAGAACAUGCUAAUUAA